Molecule: messenger RNA, 411 nt
Organism: Meloidogyne enterolobii
Lineage: Eukaryota; Metazoa; Nematoda; Chromadorea; Rhabditida; Meloidogynidae
Source: the annotation of a GenBank genome assembly
AUGGCCGAUAAAUUUGUUGGAAAGUGGAAACUUUGUGAUUCUACCAACUUUGACGAAUAUUUAAAACAAGUUGGAGUUGGCUUAUUGACUCGUACUGCUGCUAAGGCUAUCAAACCGGAAUUGGAAUUUGUGGUUGAUGGAGACAAGUGGAAGAUGACGUCAACUUCAACUUUUACCACGUGGGUGUGUGAAUUUUUGUUGGGUGAAGAAAAGGAGCAGGCAACUGCUGAUGGGCGUAAAUUGAAGUGCACCUUCACUUUUGUUGACGGAAAACUUAUCGAAGAACAGAAGAAGAUUAAAGAUGAUGACAAGGAAAGCCAUUUUGAGCGUUAUAUUGAUGCUGAUGGAAAAUUGGUGAUUACUUGUAAGAGUGGAAAUGUUGAAGCUGUUCGAAAGUAUGAAAAAAUUUAA